This is a messenger RNA of Paramisgurnus dabryanus, 3062 nucleotides long. It is a transcript of the gene itpka, whose product is annotated as inositol-trisphosphate 3-kinase A. The record is from RefSeq and is a predicted model, not a curated record. NCBI's taxonomy places the organism in Eukaryota, Metazoa, Chordata, Actinopteri, Cypriniformes, Cobitidae. Gene Ontology annotation, biological process: inositol phosphate biosynthetic process; phosphatidylinositol phosphate biosynthetic process. Gene Ontology annotation, cellular component: nucleus; cytoplasm. Gene Ontology annotation, molecular function: inositol hexakisphosphate kinase activity.
AUUUAAAAGUCAGGAAGAGAGGUGAAACGCUUCAAUGCGGAAGAUCUGACUUCACAGUGUACAGUAGACCGCGCUGAGGUUGCGCGCUAUUACUGGGCUUCCCUAGGUGUGAAUUGACACCUAAAGGUAAACAGAAUUAUCUGGAUGGACAUCGAUUGUAACAUAACUUCCUGCAAAAAAGUGACUGAAGUGGCGACACAUUUAGACUGGAUUGAUUUUUGGGGGCCCCAGUUCAGGAACCCGUGGCCCCUCGGACCGAGGGAAUAAACCCAACCCCGAACCGGGCUCGAUGCCUAAAGAGAGGCGGAGGUCGCUGAGAGAGGCGGCGUUAUCCCGGUUGUCUCCUAUUUGCGACGGAUCGGGCAGAGGAGGAGUAGGACGCGAAAGAAACUUUUCAUCCACCGAGAUUUGUGAUGAUCAGACACACAUGGCGGAACAGUACAGUGGGCGAGCGAGCUCAGACGCUAACCCGGUGAGAGAGUGCCAGGUGCCGCAGGUGACGAUCACUUCGGAUGGGGACUCGCGGGAGAUCACGCACGAUGACCUGGAGGAGGAGGGGGAGAUCGGACGACUGCGCCGUAAACUCUCAAACUCAUCCCUCUCUUCCAAUGGCUCCUCCACGGGGUUUGAAGAAUCGGAGGAUGACAUCCUCAGUGACAACGAGACCAAAAGCAAAGGGAUCGUGACGUUGGAGCAUUGCGGGGACUCUGGAGCAUUUGGAGAGUACAACAACACCAGGUGGAAGCUGAAGACCCUUGUCCAUUGCCAUUUGCUAACUUCACAUUCAAGGCGACUGCCAUGGGUUCAGUUGGCAGGCCAUGAAGGCAGCUUCAAAGCGGCAGAUGAAGGCUCCAUACUAAAAAAGUUCUCUGAGAAUGAGAAGAUGUGUUUCGAGUGGCUGAAAGAGGAUGCUUUAUAUUCCUUCGUGCCAAGCUACUAUGGAGUGGUGGACAGAGAUGGCGAGCUCUUUCUGAAAAUGAAAGACUUGCUGGCCGGCUUUGAGUCACCAAAUGUCAUGGACUGCAAGAUGGGAAUGAGAACAUAUCUGGAGGAGGAACUGGUACUGGCCAGGGUGAAGCCAAAAAUGCGUGAAGAUUUAUACAAAAAGAUGCUGGAUGUGGACAGUACGGCACCUACACCUGAGGAAAAAAACAAGCGGGCGAUAACAAAACCACGCUACAUGCAGUGGAGAGAAAGCGUCAGCUCUACUAACACACUUGGGUUCCGUAUUGAGGGCAUCAAGAGGGGUGACAACUGCAGCACAGACUUUAAAAGGACGCGGUCAAAAGAAGAUGUCACUGAAGUCUUCAGGGAUUUUGUCCAUGGAAAUAAAAACAUAAUCAAUUCAUAUAUUACAAGACUUGAGGAUAUUAAACAGGCUAUGAUGAAAUCAGAGUUCUUCAAAAAACACGAGGUCGUUGGAAGCUCACUGCUGUUCAUUCACAAUCACAAAGGCAGAGCCGAAGUCUGGGUCAUUGAUUUUGGUAAAACCAUUCCUCUCCCAGAAGGACAGAUCUUGGAUCACUACAAACCCUGGGCGGAGGGCAACCGAGAGGAUGGAUACUUAUGGGGCUUUGACAACCUGUUGCAGAUUCUUGCAUCACUGGCCAGAGAAUAGUCUUACUGACUUCCCAUUGCAAACUUUUGCCCUACUGUGACAGGACGGAUAAUGAUAAUAGACAUUUACAGUACAAACCUUUGUGGUGCAUUAUGGGGAGGCAUCAUUGUGUAAAAAAAAAAUUAUUACUUUACAGUAUUAAGCUGUAAAAGCAUUUCACUGUCAGAACAUAAUCAUGGCUUUGAAAACUCAAAUUUGUCCUUAGUAUUGCAAUAUAUCUUUAACAUAUUGUCUGUAAUUGUGUGCAUUUUAUGUGCUCUGCCUGUCAAAACUUUGGACACACAAACUGAAGUAUGGAAAUUAUGCUGCGAUCAAAACGGUAUUGAAACACGUUAUACUUUAUCUUUAAAAAUGUGUCUUCUUUACAGCUCUGCACCAUCUUAGCAUUUAACCCCUAUGACACUCAAACUUAAUAAUAAGGUGCAUGCUGGAAUACUUCUACAGUAUUUGAGUUUGGUAGUCACCUGAUGGCUACUUUACAUUAUUAAAAAUAGUUUUGUAGAAAAUUCAUACAUAGCGUAGCUCAAAAACAAAAUUUUGUGGUGUGCGUCCAAAUGUUUGGGUGGUAGUGUACAUGUUGAAACCUGUCAAAAGAUUGAUUAAUAUCAAUUCUGUUCACUUUGUGUACACUCUAAUGUGGACAAACCCAACCACGGGUUGAAACAAGCCAGCAUUUUUUUAACAUUGUGAAACAAACUCGUAAGAACAAUUGGUUUUAUGCAGCAUUGCUAGAUGUCUAUGCCCAACCAACACUAGUCAAACAACUGAUUUACAAACUUAUAGUAUACACAAACUAGUGGGAGGGUGGGAGUGCAAAUACAAAUUUUGGUUACAUUUUAUUUUACGUGUCACUGUUGCAGUGUCAUACAUUAUAAUAUAUAUACAUUUGAUUACUAUAGGGUUGGGGUUUGGUUUUGGUUAGCUGCAUGUUAUAUUACUAUAGUAAUUGACAUGUAACAUGUGGAACAAAGACACCAUAAAAUAGUGUUUCCCAAUUCACAAUAUGUUUGAUGAUAUUUAAUGCUUUGACACUGCAGUAAUCAAUCAAGGGUGGUGUUACAGGUUAUUCUUUUGAUGAUUACACGGGUGUAUUGUAUAGGUGUUAUGUAUGAAGAUCUGGGUCGCAAUCUUUCUGCACAUCAGAAAGUUUUUAUUUUAUUUUAUGGCUCACACAAACUUAACCUUGUGACACUAUUUUAUAUUGGAGUGGGUGAGUUUUGUUAUAGUGUUCAUUGGGCAGUAGGUUUAUGACAAUAAAACGUCUGCUCAAAAAUCACUUGGUAUUUUUUUCAGCAAAGGAACCAGAAGUUAAACAAGAAAGUUUGGGUAUCAUAUUUCAGAUUUUUUUAGUAGCUUAUUUAUUAUCACAAAUAGUAGUUGAAAACCUUUAAUUUAAGAUUUGCUUUUUACUCAGCAACAUUCACAAUAAACACAAUAAGAUUUA